Messenger RNA from Adineta steineri, 693 nucleotides. The record is from the annotation of a GenBank genome assembly. NCBI's taxonomy places the organism in Eukaryota, Metazoa, Rotifera, Eurotatoria, Adinetida, Adinetidae.
AUGAAUAGUUAUUUUAAUUUAUCAUUAACAAAUUCUACAACUAAUGAUCAACAAUAUGAAACUGAUUAUACUCGUGGAAAUUUUCGAUUAACUAAUAGAGAUUCGACUCUAGCAAAUACAUAUUCAAAUUAUAAUAAUAUGAUGCAAACAGGUAUAUCAACAUCUCAUCAUUAUGAUCAACAUCAUACAACAAAUGAUUAUCUUUUACCAACAUCAAAUGGUAACUCAUCAUGGAAACAAAUUGAACCAAUACCAUCUUCAUCAUCAGUUAAUCAUAUGAUUCCAUCAUCAUCAUUUUCUAUGUCAGUUACAAAUCCAAUGCUUUAUUAUACACAUCCAUGGAUGAGACCAGAAUUUAGUUUUGAACAUAAACGUACACGACAAACCUAUACACGUCAUCAAACACUUGAAUUAGAAAAAGAAUUUCAUUAUACAAAAUAUUUAACACGUCGAAGACGAAUUGAAAUUGCUCAUAAUCUUGCGUUAACAGAACGACAAAUAAAGAUUUGGUUUCAAAAUCGUCGAAUGAAAUGGAAAAAAGAUAAUAAUUUCAAAUCACUUAAUGAUCCACAUGUAAAACUUGAAGCAAAUGCAACAAGUUAUGCAAAUACAAAUGAUACAGCAUGGUCAUCAAUAUCAAAUACUAAAAAAGAAAAUAAUCAUUCAUUUAAUAACAAUCGAAAUGAGAAAUAA